Messenger RNA from Abrus precatorius (Indian licorice), 399 nucleotides. Its product is annotated as ATP-dependent RNA helicase glh-1-like. The record is from RefSeq and is a predicted model, not a curated record. Gene Ontology annotation, molecular function: nucleic acid binding; zinc ion binding. Lineage: Eukaryota; Viridiplantae; Streptophyta; Magnoliopsida; Fabales; Fabaceae. The transcript has a single exon. Bases 1 to 399 code for a protein of 132 amino acids.
AUGAAACUUGUGAUUAGAAGACCCCCUAAAUUUUCGAAGGGACCGUAUUCAAGCUCAAGCAAGUCUCACUCUAGAGGAAGUUCAUCCCAAAAGAAAAGUAGUAGUGGGAGUGGUUCUGGUACUAGCUCUUUCAGAGGGCCGAUUAAAUAUUUCCGGUGUGGAGGGCCACACAUGCUGAGGGAUUGUCCACAUCCAAGGACGAACUGCGGAAAUUGUGGAAAGCUGGGGCAUACCGCCAAUGUGUGCUGGUCUCCAAAGAAGAGUGGCAGUACAAGCUCAGCUCAGAGACCUAAAUCCAGAGGGAGUACUGGGCCGAGCACUGGACCAAAGCCGAGCAUAUCAGGGCGAGUCUUUGCCAUGAGCAGGGCAGAGGCAUCACAAUCAGAAGAGCUGAUCUGA